ACACAACACAACACAAGUACACAACCAGCUUCAUUGGCAGCCCCACCCCUAGCCGCCUUCCGUGACACUCCACCCAAAUUAUGGAUAUUCAGGACUUGUUUAUGAAGUCAACGUUAGAUUCUAUUUUCAAAGUUGCAUUUGGAGUUGAUCUAGACAGUAUGUGUGGCUCAAAUGAAGAAGGGAAGAAAUUUGGCCAGGCUUUUGAUGAUGCUAGUGCUUCAACCAUGUUACGAUAUGUAGACAUCUUUUGGCCUAUCAAGAAAUUUCUCAACAUUGGCGCAGAGGCUAAACUUAAGAGAAGUGUCAAAACUGUUGAUGAUUUUGUUUACAAAUUAAUCAGUAACAAAGUGGAACUAAUGAAAAGUUCACAAAGCAAUGUCUCAGAAAUGCAGAUGAAAAAGGAUGAUAUCUUGUCAAGGUUCCUGGAGCAGAGCGACACUGAUUUGAAGUAUCUGAGAGAUAUAAUCUUGAGCUUUGUAAUUGCGGGUAAAGACACAACAGCAGUUACACUUUCAUGGUUUGUUUACAUGCUUUGUAAACACCAGAAUAUACAGGAAAAGGUUGCUGAAGAAGUAAGGAAAAUUACGAAAAUGGAAGGAGUUGGAAAAUUUUCAGAACUUGCUGCUAGUUUGACAGAAGAAUCACUUGAAAGAAUGCAGUAUUUACAUGCUGCAUUGACAGAAACUCUCAGACUCUAUCCAGCAGUUCCAAUGGUAAUUCUAGCUAGUCGCAGUCAGAAAAUUUCAUUGCUCUCAUAAUCUCAUUGUUUGUUCUCUUCCUUUUUAUUUUUCUCUUUUGUGUUACACGUUACUUGCUGAAGUUUAUGUCAAUUUCAGAGGCACAUUCCAACUUAUCAUAUAUCAACCAAGCUAAUUUCUACCUUUCUCUCAA
Messenger RNA from Chenopodium quinoa (quinoa), 891 nucleotides. Its product is annotated as cytochrome P450 704C1-like. NCBI's taxonomy places the organism in Eukaryota, Viridiplantae, Streptophyta, Magnoliopsida, Caryophyllales, Amaranthaceae. Gene Ontology annotation, molecular function: monooxygenase activity; oxidoreductase activity, acting on paired donors, with incorporation or reduction of molecular oxygen; heme binding. The transcript is spliced from 3 exons. The record is from RefSeq and is a predicted model, not a curated record. The coding region runs from base 81 to 758 and encodes 225 amino acids.